AUGGCAGCCAUCAACCCUUGGCCCUCCUGGGGUACCCUCAUGGACCAGUCUUGGGAGAGGGCACCUGCUGACCUUUCUGCCUCCUGGGCUCUGUGCCCUCAGGGUCCAGCAUGGCACAUGGAAGGAAGCCCCAAGCAGGAGGGAAGAAGGGCAGUUGGGCUCCCCACAGCCCAGGUCCAGGAACCAGUGACUUUCAAGGAUGUGGCCGUGGCCUUCACCCAAGAAGAAUGGGGGCAGCUCGACCUUGUUCAGAGGACUCUGUACCGCGACGUGAUGCUGGAGACCUAUGGACACCUGCUCUCUGUGGGGAAUCAGACUCCUAAGCCUGAAGUCAUUUCUCUGUUGGAACAAGGAGAAGAGCCGUGGUCGGUCGAGCAAGCCUGUCCUGCAAGCGCUUGUCCAGAGUGGAUGAGGGACUUUGAAAGCAAAGCACUGAUUCCAGCACAGCGUGUUUUCGAGGAAGAACAAUCCAAUGGAAUGACAUUAGAAAGAUACGUAUGGGAUGAUCCUUGGCUUUCCAGGCUGGGAGUUUUGGGAUGUGAAAACCAAUUAGAAACGUAUCACAUGAAACAGAGUACAGGUAUGCGGCAAGUGGUCUUCAUGCAGAAACAAGUACUUUCUCAACGAGGUUCUGAGUUCUGUGGACUUGGCACAGAGUAUAGCCAAAGCUUAAACUUGAUUCCAUCUCAUAGAGUUUCUCAAUUAGAACAUUUCUAUAAACCUGAUUCACAUCUUGAAAGUUGGAGAUGUAAUUCAGCCAUUAUGUAUGCAGAUAAGGUUACUGGUGAAAAUAAUGAUUAUGACAAAGCCUUCUGCCAGUCUCUUCAGCCUGUUUAUCCCACAAAAACGCAAACUGGAGAUCAUCUGUUCAACUGCAUGGAUGCUGUGAAGUCUUUCAAUCACAUUAUACAUUUUGGUGACCAUAAAGCAGUACACACAGGAGAAAAACUCUAUGAAUAUAAGGAAUGCCAUCAAAUCUUUAACCAGAGCCCAUUACUUAGUGAACACCCAAGAUUUCAAAUUGGAGGAAACCAGUAUGACUAUAAAGAAUAUGAGAAUAUCUUUUACUUCUCUUCUUUUAUGGAGCAUCAAAAAAUUGGUAGUGUAGAAAAAGCAUAUAAAUACAAUGAAUGGGAGAAAGUCUUUGGGUAUGACUCAUUACUUGCUCAACAUGCAAGGACACAUGCUGCAGAGAAACCCUAUGAGUAUAACAAGUGUGGAACAUCUUUUAUCUGGAGCUCCUAUCUUAUUCAACACAAGAAAACUCACACUGGAGAGAAACCCUAUGGAUGUGAUAAAUGUGGAAAAGCUUUUAGGAAUCGUUCAGCCCUUACUAAACAUGAACGGACUCACACUGGAAUAAAACCCUAUGAAUGUAACAAAUGUGGGAAAGCCUUCAGUUGGAAUUCUCAUCUUAUUGUGCACACAAGAAUCCAUACAGGGGAAAAACCUUAUGUAUGUAAUGAAUGUGGGAAGUCUUUCAACUGGAACUCCCACCUUAUUGGACAUCAGAGAACUCACACUGGAGAGAAACCUUUUGGGUGUACUGAAUGUGGGAAGUCUUUUAGCUGGAGUUCCCAUCUUAUUGCCCACAUGCGAAUGCACACUGGAGAGAAACCCUUUAAAUGUGAUGAAUGUGAGAAAGCUUUCAGGGAUUAUUCAGCUCUUAGUAAACAUGAAAGAACUCACUCUGGAGCAAAACCAUAUAAAUGUACUGAGUGUGGAAAGUCCUUCAGCUGGAGUUCCCAUCUCAUUGCUCACCAGAGAACCCACACGGGAGAGAAACCUUAUAACUGUCAAGAAUGUGGCAAAGCUUUUAGAGAGCGUUCAGCCCUUACUAAGCAUGAAAUUAUUCAUUCUGGAAUUAAGCCCUAUGAAUGCAAUAAAUGUGGAAAGUGCUGCAGUCAGAUGGCUCAUCUUGUUAGACAUCAAAGGACUCAUACUGGAGAAAAACCCUAUGAAUGCAAUAAAUGUGGAAAAUCCUUCAGUCAGAGCUGUCACCUUGUUGCUCAUCGGAGAAUUCACACUGGUGAGAAACCUUAUAAAUGUAAUCAAUGUGAAAGAUCCUUUAAUUGUAGCUCUCACCUUAUUGCACACCGGAGAACUCAUACCGGAGAGAAACCAUAUAGGUGUAAUGAGUGUGGGAAGGCAUUUAAUGAGAGUUCUUCCCUUAUUGUACACUUGAGAAACCAUACUGGAGAGAAACCUUACAAAUGUAAUCACUGUGAAAAAGCUUUCUGUAAGAAUUCUUCCCUGAUUAUCCAUCAGAGGAUGCACAGUGGAGAGAAACGCUUUAUAUGCAAUCAGUGUGGAAGAGCCUUUAGUGGUCACCCAGCUUUACUUCAACAUCAGAAAAAUCAUAGUGAAGAGAAACUGUAAUUGAAUUGGUCAAAAACUUUUUUAUUAAAUGUUUGACAGCCAACACAUUGAAG
Molecule: messenger RNA, 2432 nt
Organism: Acomys russatus (golden spiny mouse)
Lineage: Eukaryota; Metazoa; Chordata; Mammalia; Rodentia; Muridae
Gene: Znf606
Product: zinc finger protein 606
Exons: 6
Coding region: 1-2379 (792 amino acids)
Biological process (GO): regulation of DNA-templated transcription
Source: RefSeq, a predicted model, not a curated record